Molecule: messenger RNA, 6169 nt
Organism: Aricia agestis (brown argus)
Lineage: Eukaryota; Metazoa; Arthropoda; Insecta; Lepidoptera; Lycaenidae
Product: fatty acid synthase-like
Exons: 36
Coding region: 64-6075 (2003 amino acids)
Biological process (GO): fatty acid biosynthetic process
Molecular function (GO): fatty acid synthase activity; oxidoreductase activity
Source: RefSeq, a predicted model, not a curated record
AUUCCUAAGCUUGCAUACUUUGAUGCUCAGUUCUUUAAAGUGCAUUACCGAUUUUGUGAACUAAUGGAUCCCAUGUGUAGAAAAAUCAUUGAACAAAGCUAUCAAGCAUUAUUUGACGCUGGUAUAAAUCCGGAAGAGCUAUCAGGAAAAAAAGUUGGAGUAUUCGUUGGAAACUGUUACUCUGAAUAUCAAUUGACAGUAUUUUAUGUCUCCGGAUCUAAAUCAGGGCUCGGUCUACCUGGGUGCAGCCGAAGUAUGAUUGCAAACCGAAUUUCCUACUAUCUAAACUUGAAAGGUCCUUCCGUGUCUAUUGACGAGUCGUGUUGCUCCUCCACUGCCGCUCUGGAGAUGGCAUAUGACGCCAUUGUUCGCGGAGAAUGUGAAUCAGCUUUUGUUGGUGGUGCUAACUUAUGUUUGCAUCCACAAACCAUAAUACAUUAUGGAAGAGUCAUAGAUUUAAAUAAGGAUGGCAAAACUAAAUGUUUUGAUGCGAAUGCUGAUGGGUGUUCUAUGUCAGAAGCAAUAAAUAUUAUUUAUCUACAGAAAGCUAAACAUGCUAGAAGAGUCUAUGCCGAAGUUGUGAAAGCGAAAAGUCAUUUUACGACUAUAGCAGAAACUGAUAUUGGUGCCAGUGGUGGUUUCAACUGCAAUCUUAACGAUAUGUCACGUUUCUUAAAUACAUUCUACGAGGAAGCUAAUGUUUCUCCGAAAGAUGUGAAAUAUGUAGAAGCAUUUGGCGCAGCAUCACGAAUAUGUGAUAAAAUGGAACUGGACAUGUUGGAUGAAGUUUAUUGUAAAGAUAGAACCACACCAUUAAUGGUAGGAAGCGUAACUUCCAACAUUGGAUACGUGGGAGCCGCUUCUGGAAUAUCUGCUAUCACAAAGGUGCUGCUUGGCUAUCACUUUGGAAAGCUGGCUGGGAAUCUUCACUAUAACUCUCCUAGACAGGAUGUACAGGCAAUAAGAGAAAAAAGAAUUGAAGUACUUAGCGAUCAUAAAGAACUUUCUACAGCACACUAUACAGCAAUAAAUGGAUUAUCUAUCACUGGAAUUGGCUCACAUGUAUUACUUAAAGGUUAUAAUAAAAAUAAAGAUAUCGGCUCUUACAAAUCAAGUUUUGCCCGAAUUGUCUUAUGCUCCGGAAGACAAGAAGGUUCUGUACAAACCAUCUUCAACAACUUGAAAAGCCGACCGAUAGAUCCAGAAGAGCUAGCUCUCCUUCACUAUUUCUUCGAAAAGAAUGUACCAGGACACCUAGGGCGGGGUUUCCUUAUUCUCGAUUCAAAAGAAAGUAAUGUAACCGUUAAGGUUAGUGAAGAAUGCAUGUAUUUCGACAAAGGCAGACGCCCGCUGUGGUUCGUGUACAGUGGAAUGGGCUCGCAGUGGGUUGGGAUGGGGAAAGACCUCAUGCGUAUACCAGUUUUUGCUGCUGCUAUAGAAAGGUGUCACCGUGUUCUGGAGCCAAAGGGAUUGAACCUGAUUGAUGUAAUUACGUCGGACGAUAAAAACACAUUUGACAAUAUUAUGCACUCAUUCGUCGGCAUAAACGCGAUACAAAUUGCUCUCACAGAUGUGCUGCGAGCACUGGAUAUUGUACCAGACAAUAUAAUCGGGCACAGCGUUGGAGAAAUUGGAUGUGCUUAUGCGGAUGGUUGUUUUACACUAGAAGAGGCGAUUCUAUGUGCUUACAACCGUGGUCUGGUUUCCAUACAAACACCGUUAAUUCGUGGGUCUAUGGCAGCCAUUGGACUUGGAUACAAAGAGAUAUCAAAAAUGUGUCCGCCUGAAAUCGAUAUUGCUUGCCACAAUUCCGCCGAAUCCAGUACUAUUUCUGGUCCAGCAGAUAUUAUGGCCGAGUUUGUUAUCAGUUUGGGCUUGAAAGGAAUAUUCGCAAGAGAAGUGCCGUGUUCAAACAUAGCUUAUCAUUCACGUUAUAUUGCUAACGCCGGUCCCGGCUUACUUAAGUCUAUGCAAAAUAUAUUAAAAACACCACGACCACGGUCUGCAAGAUGGGUUUCAACCUCAAUUCCUCAAGACCGAUGGGAUGAACCGCUCGCAAAAUAUAGCUCGGCAGAAUACCACACCAACAAUUUACUGAACCCAGUUCUAUUUGAGGAAACAUCGAAAUUGAUUCCACCGAACGCAGUUCUGAUCGAAGUUGCACCGCACGGAUUAUUACAAGCCAUUCUUAAGCGUUCUUUACCGGAAUCAUGCAAGCAGCUUCCACUAACUCGUCGAGGACAUCCUGAAAAUUCUGUUUGCCUACUGGAAGCCGUUGGACGAUUAUAUUUGGAGGGAUUUAAUGCAAAAGUGAAAGCGUUAUACCCUCAAGUAAAUUUUCCAGUUUCAACAUCAACCCCUAUGUUGUCGCAUUUAGUGGAAUGGGUGUAUCAAGAAGAAUGGUCUCUACAUAUCGUAGCUGCUGCUAAUAUGAAGACUUCUUCAACAUCGCAAGGCGUUAUUUCUGCGUACGACGUAGAACAUAGUCACUUAAAAGGCCAUAUGAUCAGAGGAAAAAACUUAUACCCGUUUUCGGCGGCUCUUGUUGCUGUAUGGGACACGUUAGCUGCAUGUUUAAAUUUGAAGAGAAAUAAUUUAUCAGUUCAAUUUGACAACGUGUAUUUCUAUUCACAACCGAUUCUGCAUAGAAAAUAUCAAUUGCGCCCUUAUGUCACCAUACAAAUGGGAUCAGGUCGUUUCGAGGUAUCGAAUGAAAAGUCACUAUUGGUAACAGGAAUUAUUAUUCCUGAAAUAAGAAGUGACAGGGAGGUUCACAAUCCUCCUGAUAUCAUUGAAGCAAACGUAUCGGGUGAUGAUAUUUAUGAAUUACUAUGUGGAAAGGAAUAUAAUUAUCUCGAGGAUUUCCGUAGUAUACACAGUACUAAUGAAUCUAUGACAGAAGCACAAAUCGAAUGGAAAGGUAACUGGGUGACGUUCCUUGAUGGUAUUAUUCAACUCAAUGUUUUAAAGAGGAGACAUAGCACUAUAUCUAAGCUAAACCUCAUAAGAAAGAUUGUUAUUGACGUCGAGAAACAAAGCAAUGCCACUGUUGUAAAAGAUGGUGUUAUUCGUCAAGACAAUAUAUUUAUCAUCCAUAAACAUGAUUAUGAACUCAAAAAUUCUGAUCUUUACACUGUCAUCAGUUCCCAUAUUAUAGAAGACGGAAAAAUAGAACUAGGGAUUUGGAAAUCUACCCAACCCAAUGCUUUAAACUCAAUAGUUGUGCGUAAACCAAAACAUCAAUCACCACAGGAACAACUAGGAGGAGAAUAUUAUUUGCCUUUAGAAGACGAAAAUGAUUCUGCGCAAACGCUUAAACUAAAAAUUUCACGGAUUGGUGACCUUAAAUCUGUAUAUUGGGUUUCUGAAAGUUUGCAAGAAACUGAGGGCGUACCAGUUAAGGUUAACUACGUUGGCGUUAAUAUAAUUUACAUAAAUAAACUCCUAGGAACACACUUCCGUGAAGACAAUGAACCUACCAAAAGCGUUAUUGAUUUUAGUGGAACUACUAAAAGUGGUACCGCUGUUAUGGGACUAGUACACAGUGAUGCGAUAUCCUCCCAAGUACAUGCCAACCCGGAUCUCCUACUGCCAAUUCCAGAACACUGGACUUUAGAAGAUGCUGCUACAGUUCCACUCGCGUAUACAAUGGCAUUUUAUAUUCUGUUCAUUAAAGUACGCGUGAAUUCCAAGCACACAAUUUGCGUGCAAGGUGCUGCUGGUGCUCUCGGACAAGCCGUUAUAAGUGUGGCUCUCGCCCACGGCUGCCACGUGUUUGCUACUGUUAGCAGCAAUUCCAAAAAACAAUUUUUAAAAAAGUUGUUCCCUAAAUUAAAAGAUGAUCACAUUAUAGACCAUUCGCGUGAUAUAAAUUUCGUUUAUAAUAUACUUCGUGCUACGAAUGGUAAAGGAUGUGACCUUUUAGUUUCUUGUGCAAAAGACCAACUGAAGAAUUUCUCAUUUAGAUGCCUCGGAUCUUAUGGAAUUAUGAUAGAUACAAGCGUCGUCCCCAAUCGAGAAAAUUACAAUUUCGGAAUGGACAAUUUGUCUCUUGAUAGAGUAUAUUAUCCGAUUGACUUAUCGACUAUUUUUCAAGCCAAGUUUGAAGAAGAUAUAAAAUUAAUUCGCUUGCUGAUGAUCGACGGUAUUCGGCGUGGGUACGUGAGGCCCCUGACUCGAGUCACAUACGACGCCCAGGACGCUCCGAGAGCUUUCCGUGUUCAUGCUGCUGGGCAAAAUCGUGGCCGCGUAUUGCUCGACUUGCAACAACUAUCAACGAAAAUAAGUCCCAGCAUCGUCUGUUCGAGUUCUUCGUGGCAAGUCGUUGUUUCGGAUAAUGGGAGACUAGCAUUAAAACUAGCAGAGAGACUUAUUGACCGUGGUGCGAAAAGAAUAUUCAUACUGUUAGACAGAGUACUUAAUUAUGUCAAUAUUCAAAAAAGAAAAUGGCAAGAAGAUGGUAUCGAUGUAGAAGUAAUAAAAACGACUUCAAAGGCGAAUGGUAACCCUGAUUUAUUAAUGGAUUGUAAAAAAGAUGGCAUGCUUGAGAGUAUAUUCGUCAUAACUUCAAACGAAAAAGCCGUGAAUGUGAUUGAGACUGUCAAUAGUUUUGCAGACUUUAUAUCAUUAUCUGGUUAUUCCCUAAAGUAUUUUGCGCUAAUAACAACAAGUAAAUCAACCAUUAAACCGGGUUCACGGUUUGGAACAAAUGGACUAAGCCAAAUGUUAACAAAAAUUAAAUUGCCAGUGAUUGAACCGAAUGAAAGAAAUGAAUUUAAACGUAUUUCUACAAAAUCGGUGUCAAUGAAUGACGCAAUUGAUGCCGUAGAACGAGCAUUGACUUCACAGAAGAAGGUUAUAUUAGUGCACGCGUCUGAUGCACCAAGAAAAACUUUGCUACAAGAAAUAAUGUCACUUGCAGAUGUUAAACUGGAAACUAAAAUUGGAAAGCCCAAUUUCGAUUUGACACUGAAGGAGCUUCACGUGGAUGAUACUAAACUAUUGGCUAUUCAGGGCUUUUUGCGGGAUGUGUAUGAAGUAAACUUAAAUAUCCGAGACAUACAAAACCUCUCAGUGAAAUCCAUUAAUGAACUGGGAAAACAUUGUAUUGAAUACGAGUUUGAAGAAAAUAAAGGGAUAGCAACAUAUUUUCCUGCGCUUUAUAAUGAUGAGCUAUUAUAUACGACCGAUAUGUUGGUCAUGCCCACUCUAGCCUUCUCGGCUGAGUUCAAAAUCGAAAACAACCUGAAUAAGCCACACUUGUGUAUAAUUCCUGGCGUAGAAGGAUAUCACGAAAGCUUUUCGGUAAUAUGUGAGCGACUAAAGCUUCCCGCAAUUGCACUACAGCCGGGCUUAGAUCAUCCUUAUGAGACCGUUCCAGAUUUAGCGAAUCGAUAUAUUAAUGUUUUGAAGAAGAAAGCUGCCCUGAACAACAAUUUCUAUUUGCUUGGCUACGAAAGUGGUAUCUUUGUCGCUCUGGAAAUGGCAGCUACUUUGGAAAAAAAUGGUCUGACUGGGACUGUUUUUUGUAUCGUCGGAACGCCAACAGAGUUAAUCAAAGAUUUUCAAAAUAACCUAAAAUGUUAUAAUACCAAGGACGAGUUGCAAAUGGGAGUCCUAAAGAAUGCAUACUCCCUGAUAACUAAAGGAGACCCGAAUGUUUUAGACCAAUUCUGCAAGAAUAUAGAAUGGACCAACAAACUCGACGUAUGCAUGGACAUGUUGCUAGGCCAAUUUCCACAUUCAAUCCAAUAUACCAGGAAAUGGAUCGAUUAUGUAUAUACAAAGCUGUCAUCACUACUGGAAAAUAACUACAAACCCAAAAAGAUAUUAUCUCAAAUUAUAUCUCUUCGUCCGUCAUAUAAAUAUUCUUCCAAUAUGGAUAUGUCCCUGCGAAAUUAUUCUGACAAAGAAGUUAUAACUUACCAACUAGAAUCUUCACUAUCUUGUGCUCCUCAAGACAUGAUGUGCGCUUCGAUCAUUAACUGUCAUUUAGAUUCCGAAACUUUGGAAAGAUUUAACAAAAGAAAUAUUUGCCAGUCUUAUGCAAUUGAAACCGAUAAUGACACUCUGUAAACAAUUUUUCUAAUGGUUUUUUGGUCUUGUUACUUUUUAUAUUAUCUAUUUUGGCUUGUCCUUUGGUGUAUGUGAAUAAAUAACUUGCUUCAUA